AUCACUUUAAAUCCCCUGUUGUAAUAAUACAAAUAAACUAUGGAAACUGAUUUAAAAACAUUACAUUCCAAUAUUCUAUCUAUGAUUGAUUUCAUAUUUUCCUCUCAUCGAAAACAAAAAAAAAUAGUUAUACACAUUUCAGACAAAUAUUUUGAAUAUCUAUCUACCUAUGAAUAACAAAAUGUAAUUGACAGUAGUUAAACGAAUUUUCACCAAAAAAAAUAGAAAAAUCUUUUUGUUUUCCAAUGUAACUAACUGGCUAAAUGAGGAAAUAAUCAUAAUCAUAAUACAUCUUUGAGAAAAACAAAAAUAAAUCCAUUCUAGUUUUUUUAUUAAUAGUCUCACCUGUUUCUUUUUUCUCUCUUUACAGACAUGUUUAUUCAUAAUAACUUAUAGUCAUCAUAGUUGUUAAUCAGCUGGAAAACAUGUGAUUGGUUAGUUUCUCAAAUGUGCUUAACCAAUCAAAUUAAAGUAUUUUGAAAUCAUGCUAAAACUAUCUUGUUACGAUGUGUGAAUAGAAAGAUAUUUUGUAAUGGCUAUAAUAAUAAAAAUAUAGAAUCAAUCAUUGUUCAUAAACACAAAGGAUUAAUUACUUCUAUAAACAACUUUCAUAAUUACAUAUAACAUAUACAUUAGACUAUACACGUCACAAUAUAUUAAAUAUGACAUAAUGAAUAAUGCCUUACAACUGGAAUAAAUACUUUUGGACAAUUCAUAUCAUUAUUUUUAUAAUUCUAUUAGAAAUUUUAUGUCAUGUAACUAUGGAAAGUUAUUUUGAGAAUAAUAAACAAUGUUUAUUUCAUAUAGAAUAAAAGAAGAACUCCCAAAUGGUACAUUAGUUGGUAAUUUAUUUAAUGAUGUUAAAACAUUAUAUGAGAAAUUCAAAUUUACCAUUUCAUCUUCAUUGACAACAGAAAUAAUAACGUUACAUUCAAUUAAACAAUUAAGAAAGUUUGAAUUAAAUCCUUAUGAUUUAAAUUCUAAAGAAAUAAGUGAUUAUUUUAAAUUAGAUCAACAAACUGGUGAUCUAUUUGUACAAAAUCGUAUCGAUUAUGAGCAUAUAUGCCCGAAACCUUUAGUUCAUUCUACCUCUUCCAUAAUGACUUCCUCUUCUUCAGCAUCAUUAUCAUCAAAAGGUCUUUCAAUAAUCAAUUCCAAAAAUCAUGGAUUAUUACAUCUUUCGCGUUAUGAUUGUUUAAUUAAAUUGAUUUUAUUUGUAAGUUUAAAUAAUUCUACUGAUGAACGUUGGAUCCCAAUUAUGAUUUAUAUUGAAGAUAUUAAUGAUAAUCGUCCAAAAUUUAUUGAAUUAAAUUCAUCAAAUGCAUUUGAUUACUUUAAUGUAACAAUAAAAGAGAAUAUUCCACUCGGUACAAGAAUUCCUUUAAUGAAAGCAUAUGAUUUAGAUACAAUGGAGAAAAAUGCAAAUAUUUUAUAUAAAUUAAAUUAUCCUAUACAUGAUAAUCAAACUGAUUAUUAUCGAGUCUUUGGCUUAGUAACAUGUUCCACCGAUGAAUAUAAUGACAAUAAUAAUAAUAAUAAUCAAUUUAAAGACAGACUAAUCAAAGGAAGAAGUCAUGAUGAUUCCCCAUGUUUAAUCAUUAAAGAUAGUUUAGAUUAUGAAAUGAAACAAUAUUAUUCCAUAGAAUUAAUUGCAUGUGAAUCUGGUUAUUCAUCUAUGGAUUGUGCAAUAUUACCAAUAAAGAUUUCAAUCAUCGAUAUCAAUGAUAAUAAACCAAAAUUUAUAUUUCCAUUAGAAAAUUAUUAUUCAUUAAAUAUAUCAGAGAAUUUACCAAUUGGAACAUUAUUAUUAAAAAUUGAAGCCAUUGAUAUAGAUAGUGGUGAGAAUUCACGUUUAACUUAUAGUUUAACACAAAAUUCAUUUCGAAAAAAAUUAGUUACCAUGGAAACCAAUAAUAAUGAUAAUAAUAAUGACUACUCAAAUAAUGAUAAUAAUCAUAAUCAAUCAAAUUCAUUUAAUCAAUUUAUAAUCAAUCCAAAUAAUGGAGAGAUACGUUUAAAUCAAUUAUUACAUGCUCAUGUAACACAACAAAUUGAAAUUAUUGUACAUGUUAAUGAUAAUGGUUUACCGAUGCAUAAAAUUUCAAAAACUAUCCUAUUUCAUAUCAUUGAUAUUAAUAAUCAUGCACCAAAGAUACAAAUUAAAAAAAUUGAUUGUAAUAAAUUUAAUAUAGAAUCAAAUGAAAUUAAAAUUUCAAAUAAAAUUGAAUCUGGUAGUUAUAUAGGAUUUAUAGUUGUUAGUGAUGCAGAUCUUGGACAAAAUGGUCAAGUAACCUGUCAUCAAAAAUUUGAAGACUAUAAUAAUCAUAAUAACUGGAAGGAGUAUUCACAUUUUAAAAUUAAUCUAAUCAAUAAUGGUCAAAUAUCUAGUCAAUAUCUAUAUACAUUACAAGUAAUAAGAGAUGAGUAUAUAAACAAUGAAAACACUGAUCUAUUCCAUUCUAAAAUCAAUACAUCAAUCAAUAAUCAAUCGGAAACAAAUUUUACACAAAAAUUAAUUUCAUUUAUCAUGAUUAUUACAUGUAAAGAUCAUGGUAGUCCAUCAUUUUUAACAACAUCAAUAAAUUUAAUCAUUACAGUGAUAGAUUAUCGAUAUAUUGAUUUAUGCUUUGAACAAAUGAAUUAUGAAUUAAUCAUUGAAGAAUCCAAUCAACCAUUAUUACAUUUAUUACAACCACAAUUAAUUGGUAUUGUAAAUCAAUUAAAUUUUAAUAUAAAACCUAAAAAUAAUCAAUAUAAAAUAGGUUGUGAUCAAUUGAAUAUAAAUCAAUUCACUGGUGAAUUAUCAGCACCAAAUGGUAUGGAUAGAGAAAAAAUAUCAUAUUUUAUAUGUAUAUUAAUAGCUAAAGAAAUUAAUAAUGAUCAUUUAUUCAAACAAAAUCGUAUUGCUCAUACUGAAUUGAUUAUUAAUAUUACUGAUAUUAAUGACAAUGAACCAACAUUAAAUAAUGAUAUAUUAUUAUAUGGUUUUACAAUAUAUGAAUGGGAUCAAUAUCAUAAUAAUAAUGAAAUAGAAAUUGAUUUAAAUAAUCAAACAAAUUCAUAUAUCAUUGGUUAUUUAAAUGCAAUUGAUUUAGAUGAUGGUAUAAAUGGUACAGUAAUCUAUAGAUUAGCACAAAUUACGAUUGAAAAAACGAUUGAUUAUCGUAAUGAUACAAAUCAAUAUUUAAUAAAAAUAAUGAUCAUAAUAAUAAUGAUCUAAAAUCAAUAUUUCAUAUUGAU
This is a messenger RNA of Schistosoma mattheei, 3240 nucleotides long. The record is from the annotation of a GenBank genome assembly. Lineage: Eukaryota; Metazoa; Platyhelminthes; Trematoda; Strigeidida; Schistosomatidae.